Molecule: messenger RNA, 2037 nt
Organism: Conger conger (European conger)
Lineage: Eukaryota; Metazoa; Chordata; Actinopteri; Anguilliformes; Congridae
Gene: syt16
Product: synaptotagmin XVI
Exons: 7
Coding region: 400-2016 (538 amino acids)
Source: RefSeq, a predicted model, not a curated record
GCGCGUCUCUGAAGCUGUGUUAGACAAAGUAGCGCAAAGAAACUGGAUCACUUACAUCUCAGCUUUAGCUCCGAGUACUGUUCGACUACUUUUAUUCCACCAGGGCUGUAGACUGUGGACUAACAUUUGUCACCCCCGAGGCUAUCGGCUUCCUCUCGGCUGUGGGCGUCUUCGUGGUGGUGCUGGCUGUGCUCUUCCUCUUCAUCAACAAGAAGCUGUGUUUCUCUCGCGUGGGAGGCCUACCCUGCCUGGAGCAGUACACCCGGAGAAAGCGUGCCCGGGACAAGGCCAGCAUCCACCAGGGCCUGGGCUUGAUUGCUGUGUUGGGGGGUCCAACGCUCCUUCUUGAGGUGGGAUAUUGGGAGUCGGGUCUUGCUGUGCCUCCACUGGCGUACGGUGAUGUCAUCUCCUCAGGAGAGGAAGGGCGGAGAGUCUCCGCUCUCUGUCUGGCUCUCCCAAGUCUCCGGGGCCAUUUCCGCGACCUUCCAGGGCCCCCCCAAACCGGGGCCUGCAGCGGCUCAAGUGUCCCCAGCAGACAGAGCCCAGGAUGGGGCUGACCCCACGCAGGAAGGCCUGCAGUCAGGCAGGAGCUCCAGAGCAGGUGUGUCCAGCCCGGACCUGUCCCCCAUGGACCCUCAGGAGAGACUGGAGGACCUCCGUGCCCAGCUGGGUCUGACGGAUGAGGAGAUGACAGAGGGUCUCUCUAUUGUCCCGGAGGAGAGCGAGGACCUGGAGAGCGAGCUCCUAGCCCUAGAGGAGAGCAGAGCCAGCACGAUGACAUCACACUACUCCGACGCUGAUGGACUCAGCAGGCUGAGCUAUCAGGACCCCCUGACGUACGGGGAAGAUGAGCGGCGCUCUGUCAGGUCCCAGGACAUGGAGGACGGGCUGGAGCCCAAACCUCGCAGGGCCUCUGCAGUUACAGAGGGCAGCCUGGCCCCCAGCCAGAGCAGACAGGCCACAGAGGGCAGUGUGGAGAUGGAGACUGCAGUGGACAACCAGGGCUACGACAACAACGAGGCCACGGACAGCUCCUCCACCUGGAGCCCCGAGGUACUGCUGCAAGGGGAGCACGCUACUGAGGAGCCUCUGUCCCAGCCGCCCUCCUCCCACCAUCCCAUCUCCAAGUGCGGCGACCUGGUCAUCAUCCUGGACUACCGGGUGGAGGCGCAGAAGCUGCUGGUGACGGUGGUGACGGCGCGCGACAUCCCGGAUAAGGAGCGCAGCGGGGUGGACUCCUGGCAGGUCCACGUGGUCCUCCUGCCCGCCAAGAAGCAGCGGCACAAGACCAGCGUCCAGCGGGGGCCAGCCCCGCGCUUCAGCGACACCUUCCGCUUCUCCCGCCUGGACCCGGCCGAGCUGGGCGGCUCCGCCCUGCGCUUCCGCCUCUACGCCGUGGGCAAGAUGGGCCGCGAGCGCAUGAUGGGAGAGAGGCUGUUCCACCUGAGCGGCCUCAGCCCGGACGGGGAGAUGGAGGCCACGCUGGUGCUGGAGCCUCGCAGCAACAUGAAGAGCGCAGACUCCCAGCUCAGCCUGUCGGCCGUGUCUCAGAGCGACAGCGCCUCGUCCACACAGUCUCUGUCCCACGGCGGGGUCCCUGAGCUGCUCAUCGGCCUGUCCUACAACGCCACCACCGGCCGCCUGUCCGUGGAGCUCAUCAAGGGCAGCCAUUUCCGCAACCUCGCUGUCAACAGACCGCCCGACACCUACGGCAAAAUGACUCUGCUCAACUCCGUGGGCCAGGAGAUCUCUCGCUGCAAGACCUCGGUCCGACGGGGCCAGCCCAACCCCGUCUACAAGGAGACGUUCGUGUUCCAGGUGGCGCUGUUCCAGCUGAGCGAUGUCACCCUCAUGGUCUCCAUCUACAAUCGCCGCAGCAUGAAGCGCAAGGAGAUGGUGGGCUGGGUCUCCUUGGGCCAGAACAGCAGCGGCGAGGAGGAGCAGCUCCACUGGCAGGACAUGAAGGACUCACGGGGCCAGCAGGUGUGCCGCUGGCACGUGCUGCUCGAGUCCUAAAAACCCCCAACCCCCCACCCC